CCUAGGGUGUCAUUUAUCCGAAAACAACAGGCAAGCUGUUGGAAUGGUAUAUGGCUAUAUCCCACCAAAUACCCAAAGCUGGUUCACUUUAAGUGGGGAUGAUGAAAAUGGGAAAUUUGGUUCAGCUUUGGCAACCGGCUUCCUUUCCAUAGAAGGACUCUCCAAGCAAGUACUGAUAGUUGGUGCACCGACACAAGACAGUGUCUUCAGGAUUUCAUUUAUAUCCUCUACACUCCACCAAGCAGGAAGUGUUUUGAUAUAUGACUUGAUGGAAAAUGGCAAACCUUCUAUACUUAGCACAUUCAAUGGAGAUAGGAGAUUUUCACGCUUUGGAGAAGAGGUGCACUUACGGGAUCUGAACAACGAUGGACUUG
Protobothrops mucrosquamatus (brown spotted pit viper) is the source of this 374-nucleotide messenger RNA. Its product is annotated as phosphatidylinositol-glycan-specific phospholipase D-like. Gene Ontology annotation, cellular component: extracellular matrix. The annotation marks the transcript as partial. The transcript is spliced from 3 exons. Lineage: Eukaryota; Metazoa; Chordata; Lepidosauria; Squamata; Viperidae. Gene Ontology annotation, molecular function: GPI anchor phospholipase D activity. The record is from RefSeq and is a predicted model, not a curated record.